This is a messenger RNA of Onychomys torridus (southern grasshopper mouse), 1477 nucleotides long. It is a transcript of the gene Echdc2, whose product is annotated as enoyl-CoA hydratase domain containing 2. Lineage: Eukaryota; Metazoa; Chordata; Mammalia; Rodentia; Cricetidae. Gene Ontology annotation, cellular component: mitochondrion. The transcript is spliced from 12 exons. Gene Ontology annotation, biological process: fatty acid beta-oxidation. Bases 149 to 1033 code for a protein of 294 amino acids. Gene Ontology annotation, molecular function: enoyl-CoA hydratase activity. The record is from RefSeq and is a predicted model, not a curated record.
CGCGACGACCAGGACAGCCGAGAUCCAAGUGCGUGCGCUGACAGGUCCGGACCAAGGGCCUUGGCAAUGAUCCGGGGGGCGGAGAUGGCGGAUCCAAUCCGGAGGGACCUGAGCGGACAAGGGGAGUCCGCUGACACAGGGCGAGUUCAUGACCAUCGGCAGUAAAGUCUUUUAUUAUAUAAUAUGCUGUGAAGUAUGGGUGUUUGUUUGGACAUCAGGUGCAUUAGGAAUCACUGAGAUUUUGAUGAACAGACCUCAUGCCCGAAAUGCCCUGGGGAACAUCUUUGUCAGUGAGCUGCUGGAAGCCCUGGCCCAGCUUCGGGAAGACCAGCAAGUCCGCGUCCUGAUCUUCAGAAGUGGAGUGAAGGGUGUGUUCUGUGCAGGUGCAGACCUGAAGGAGCGGGAGCAGAUGAGUGCUGUGGAGGUGGGAAUCUUUGUCCAGCGCCUCCGAGGUCUCAUGAGUGAGAUUGACACCCUGGGUAGUCUAGGCUGGACCUCCCCCAUUUCUGGGAUUGCAGCUGCCUUCCCUGCACCCACUAUUGCAGCCAUGGACGGGUUUGCCCUGGGCGGGGGCCUGGAACUUGCCCUGGCCUGUGAUCUCCGAAUAGCAGCUUCCACAGCUAUCAUGGGGCUAAUCGAGACCACUCGAGGACUUCUCCCAGGAGCAGGAGGGACUCAGAGGCUACCCCGCUGCCUGGGCGUGGCCCUAGCAAAGGAGCUCAUCUUCACAGGCCGGAGACUGGACGGGGUGCAGGCCCAUGAGUUAGGCCUGGUAAACCACGCUGUGGCUCAGAAUAAGGAGGGUAAUGCUGCCUACCACCGGGCACUGGCAUUGGCUCAGGAGAUCCUGCCCCAGGCUCCCAUUGCUGUACGACUGGGCAAAGUUGCGAUUGACCGAGGAAUGGAGGUGGACAUCGCAUCAGGGAUGGCCAUUGAACACAUGUGCUAUGCCCAGAAUAUCCCAACCCAGGACCGACUGGAAGGGAUGGCAGCCUUCAGGGAGAAACGCCCCCCAAAAUUUGUCGGCAAGUGAGCCCUCUUUAAGUUCACCUCUGGCCUUCAGUUUCUUCACGAGAACAAUGACAGACGCUGUGAUUGGCAUGGUGCCUAGAACCAAGGUGCUGCCCAAGCCACCCACUGCCACCUUCCACACUGCUCACCUUGGCUCGUCACUGGGAUCCAGGCCUUCUGGUUCUCUUCACUCAAAUAAGCUUUGGGUCUUUUGUCACUGGCUCUGAUCACCAUGGACCAGUGAAAAAGAAGCCCUCAUUUCUUCCUCACAGAAAAAAAAAAUCUAUCCAGGUUUAUCUGAGCAAGUGUCAGGAGCCAGUCCACAGUCUCCAGCUCUCUACAGAUAACUCAGUGGAAAUUCUGGACAGACCAUUUAACCUCUCUAGAACUCAGCUUUUUUAUCUGGAAGUUAAUCAGUUGUGAUGAACUAAAGUCCUUAUGUUCAAUAAACAUGCUACAACAACCA